AUGAACAACCAAUAUAAGUUACCACUUUACACAGCCCAAAGCAGCCCUGCAAUGGGUAUGUUUAAUACCUCCAUGGGGAAACUGCAGCAACAACUGUAUAAGGGGGAGUAUACUAUAUUCAAAUAUGCCCCAAUGUUUGAGAGUGACUUUAUACAGGUCAGUAAAAAAGGAGAAGUGAUUGACGUGCACAACCGUGCCCAAAUGGUGACCGUGGGCAUCGUUCGCACUAGCCCCCACCUCACACUACCUGAUGUCAUGCUGCUGGCCCGACCAGCUGCUAUCUGUGAUGACUAUAACAGAUAUGGCCCUGCCACCCAGGGAAAAAAUUACAAGUCUACACAGAUCUUAGAGCUAACCAGACUGUUUCCCUUGAAGUUUGUAACAAUAUCCAUCCAUAAUGGUAAAAAACAACAGCUCCGCCUGAAGCUUGCCACUGGCCGCUCUUUUUACCUUCAGCUGUGUCCCCCUUCUAAUACAAAAGAUCUUUUUGUUUAUUGGGAAAACCUUGUUUACAUUUUGAGACCACCAGUAGAGGCUUACAGUGGUUCCCAGGCCAUCCCAGUUGGAGACACACUGGACAUAAGUGGGUUUGAAGAGGAGGACAAGAGCCCAGCGGUAAGUCUUCACAGAGACUCUAAAAGAUGGGGCCAGGGUGCUGUGGGAGAACAGCUAAAAGUCCUGCAGAGCCUUUGCAAGGGCUGCAAGCCCUUCUUCUACUCAGAGGUUAUUUCCAGCACAUCAGUAGGAGUUACUGGCCUCUUCCCAGAGGGCAGCAUAAAUAUGGUGAUUCCAAGAGCAGAAACUACUGGCAAGCCCACUGCAAAAACAGCUAACAGCUCAGUAUUGGGACCCCUCAUUACAACCUUGCAGAGUGACGCCUACAUGAGUGACCAGGACGGAAGCCAGAGGUCUCCACCCAGCAGGACUGACUUUUUAGGAAAGAGUUUCAGAGCCCUGUACUGCACAUGGUGCAGAGGUGGGUAUAUCGUAUAG
Molecule: messenger RNA, 993 nt
Organism: Mirounga angustirostris (Northern elephant seal)
Lineage: Eukaryota; Metazoa; Chordata; Mammalia; Carnivora; Phocidae
Gene: GARIN6
Product: golgi associated RAB2 interactor family member 6
Exons: 2
Coding region: 1-993 (330 amino acids)
Cellular component (GO): nucleus
Source: RefSeq, a predicted model, not a curated record